AGUUGAACGUGAUACUCCAAGAGAGUCGGACGCGUGACAAAUUCAUUUAUUGCGACUACAAUUUUCACUUCACUCUGAGUCAUUGAUUAUGAAUUUCGUACUAGCCGUAACUCUAUUGGCAUUGACAACGACCACACGGAUUACAGCGGCGAAUUUCCAUGACUAUGGUGACAGUGAUGAAUCCAUUGACGAAGCACUGAAAAACUGUCCAAAUAAGCAAUUGCUAUGCAACGUGCAAUGGAGAAAUAAUACCCCAGUGGAAUGUGGGCUGCAGCAGUCCAUCGCGGAUUUAACUGGCCUCGCCUACUGCGAUGCACUCCACUGCGAGCCGGAGGCGUUUCGCCAUGACUAUCUAAUACGGAAUCAUGAUCAGAGUCCGCACGCCAACAGUUGGAAGCGGGCAAGGAUUGGAGAACGUUCCACGCUGCACGAUGUGUGCCUCCUGCGGAAUGGUCUGCCAGUGACCAGAAAGUGUGAGAUGAAAUCUAUGCGUGCCCAAUGGGAAUCCAUUGACGACUGGCAGCCAGUUGUCUGCAUGCGGAGAUUUAGAGAGCGCUCUGUCAGCGUGGAGCUGAACGCUCUCCAUGAUGACAUCAUAGACGGGAGAAGGCUCACAAACACCACCCAGGAACGACGACGGACGACGGCUGCCAUGAGCGGUAUUCUCAGACAGCACAAUAGAGCUAUGCUGCCAGCUGAUGUCCAUGUGGCUGGUCAGGUAAUCGGUGAGCUGAUGGAGCAGAAAAGGGAUGCAGCAGUGGGCUCCGAUUUGAUCAGCGUUUGUCGCGAGAUCAUGUCCUGCGAUAUCCAGAUGUUGCGAAUCUCAUCUCAACUCAAUGCGACCAAUUCACUGCUGAGUAAAUUUGAGGAUUAUAUGGAUGCAAUGCCUGAACAGUUUGUGCCCAGUGAAAGUUGUGGCAAAGCAGUUAUUCGCCCCACAAGUGAUGCAAGUGAUUCAACUGAAAACGGUGUGGAAAUCCUCAACUAUGCGAACAUUGGUGUGCAGGCUUUGAUGAGCAGCAAUCUGAGUGUAUUCUAUGUGAAUCCCUCUUGUGAUGAUAUAACUGGCAUAGCCAUAUAUUCAUCAGCCAGCUCAGAUCGGAAAACUUCUGUUAGCGGGUUUUACUAUCGUUUUCUGUAUGCCAAUGAGAACUUGGAGAAACUAAGGCGGGAGUCCAAUCUGGAGACUGCUACCUAUGUGCCAGAGCAACUGUGGCGCCAGCUCAAAGAGAGAGGCGCCACUUAUUUAAUACUCAAGGUCUACGCCCAUGACGGACUCUUUGUGGAGACUUCUCAAGUACGCAGUCGACGCCCACGCAGCAAAGUGUUAUCCAUAACUAUUCCGGGAUUUGAGGGGGAAUAUUUGCCUCAAGCGAUGCCCCUUCUUCUGCUCAACGAGAAUCAUCGGCAACCAGAUGCACUUGCCAUUAAGACGGGCAGUGGCUGUGGCUACUGGAACUAUACGACCUGGUUGAGUGAUGGCAUCACGACGAGCUCUGGUUCGGAUAUAUUAAGGGAUCCGGUUAUCGUCUGUCAGACUCGACACUUGACUCAGUUCUCGUUCCUGGUGGGUGGAAGUUAUCGCAGCAACGAUUUGGGUGAGGAGAUUCUAGUUACCCCACUCAAUGAGCGCGUCCUGGACAUCAUAUCCAUCGUGGGCUGCUCUCUCUCGCUGCUUGGUGUGCUGGGUAUCUUUGUAACUGCAGCCGUAUUUAAGAGCUGGCGCAGUCAGGCCUCCACCAAGGUGCUGCUUCAUCUCUGUCUAGCGAUGACACUGCAAAUGAUUCUAUUCGUUUUCAUCAAUACGGAUGACAUCUCGGAGCAACUGAUUGUUCACAGAGAUUACAGUCGGUGUGUCCUGCUUGGAGCUUCGCUGCAGUAUACAAUCCUAGUACUAUUCACCUGGAUGCUGAUCAUUGCCGUCCUGCAGUUUCAGCGAUAUGUGACAGUGAUUGGCAUUGAGCGACCACGUCGUUAUAUCCUCAAGGCGGCCCUUGUGGCUUGGACAUUGCCACUGCUGCCCACUCUUCUGACUGCUUGCAUCGAUCCGGCAUCCUAUUUGCCCACAGCUGAGCAGCUGGAGACGGACACAGGCAUCUGUUAUCCCUCUGGCUAUGGACUUACCUUUGGCGUAGUCCUACCUGUGACUCUGAUAACCGUUGCCAACCUGGUCAUAUUCGUCUAUGUCUUCUAUAGCAUCUCCCACUCACUCAGCCAGAGUGUUCAGCGAGCCGAGCGCAAGUUGGUCAACAAACAGAUUCGUCUGUCGGUGCUGCUCUUCUUUUUGCUGGGUCUCUCCUGGAUCUUUGGCAUCUUUGCCUUCAUGCAGGCGGGCAUUGUUUUCUCGUAUCUCUUCUGUCUCACGGCGACUAUGCAGGGAUUUGUGCUCUUCGUUUACUUUGUGCUGCUCGAUGAGGCUAAUCGGAAUGCCUGGCGGGGUCUCAUCUGUCCAACCAGCAUGAAGAUGGAUGUACAGAAGCGCACCACAGAGAUGCAGUCGAUGACCACCUCCUCAACGAACUACUCUGGCAGAUCGGGGCAUUAGUUAUCUGCUAUGACAAACAAAAUAUCACUAAUUAAGUAUUACUCGUUUACUGUAAUUUGUAUGUUGUAUAUAUAAAAUAAUAAUUAUUUAGUUGUAAGCAAAACUACUAUACAUAUUAUCAUUAUAUCAUUAUUAUUAUGUAACAAUCACAAAUUAAAUUAAAAUUUUUACAUAUUUU
Messenger RNA from Drosophila grimshawi, 2723 nucleotides. RefSeq names its product adhesion G-protein coupled receptor G7. The record is from RefSeq and is a predicted model, not a curated record. Gene Ontology annotation, biological process: cell surface receptor signaling pathway; G protein-coupled receptor signaling pathway. The coding region runs from base 89 to 2545 and encodes 818 amino acids. NCBI's taxonomy places the organism in Eukaryota, Metazoa, Arthropoda, Insecta, Diptera, Drosophilidae. Gene Ontology annotation, molecular function: G protein-coupled receptor activity. The transcript is spliced from 2 exons. Gene Ontology annotation, cellular component: membrane.